GGGGGUGGUGUGGAGACCGCACGCCUGCAAGCAUGAGAUUCCAACGGCUCCUUUGGACCUGGCUUUUGCUCCUGACUGGGAUGCUCCUUAUCGACGGACAGAGGCCAGUUAACCUGGCUGCAAGACGAAAACUGCACAGACAUCACUGUUCCCACCGGCGAUGCAUGCCACUGCACUCUAGAGUGCCGUUUCCAUGAGACCUGCCUUGGCUACAAUGCUCAGCACCCGACUUCACUAGUAGAGUGGUAUUUUGCUUGUUUUGGUAAAGAAAUGUUGACUAUCUCAGUACAAUAAUUUAAAAUCCAGUUCAGUUUCCACUCCCUCAGAACACUGUCUUUACCAACUGCUGGGACAAGAAAUGAAGAAGGGAAGUCCAAAUGACAACAUUUGAUAGCAACACUGUUGUAAGUUAGGCAGGUGUCCCAUAAGCAAUUAUCAGGAAGCAUUGGAAAACCUUAAUAUAAGCCUGUUGUAACAAGCUUCACAGAGGUUUAAGGUUUCUCUAAACAGGGUGGAAACAAGGAAGAACAAAGUGGUCCUGCCUGGGAGCUCUGGAGAAUCAUCAGUGCAAUACGAUAGCUAUUCUUCUUUGUGUGUCAACAAUGCACUCUAGUAGCCAGGAAGCAAACUUUACAAUAUUAGAACAGCUAUGGUGUCUUUUAAAUAACUAUUGGUGUCUUGUGUUUAUUACUUAGCCAUUCAUGUGUCUCUCUAUAUAUUUAAUACCCAGCUAGGAAUAUGCAAGGAUUAAGCUAUUGAUUCAUAAAUAUGAUGGUUAAUAUUGGUAAAAAUGUAUAUGGGGCUAUUAAAACCACAGCUAUUCAACUCAGCUGACAUUGCUAGUGCAUUCUUAUUUUCAAGUGGAAAAUUCUUAAAUACUAAUUAACCUUACCUUGAAAGGCAUACAUGUAUCUUUGAACUUUUCUUUGGGAGUGCAAAGGUUUAUCAGCUAGAAAACUUUGCAGGACCAGGAUCUUAACAGAUUUGUUUUCCUUUACAUAUCCUCAAGUGUCUUUGUACUAAUUUUAACAAGUUUACAGCUAUUAUAGAGCAUAUGUUGAGAUUCAUUUUUUUCUUUAAAGCAUGUUUGUAACUGUAUAUGUUGUAAAAAUUAUACUUCAGAUAGCAUAGUCAUAUUAAAAUGUGUACAUUUUUUAAUUUUUGUAUUCUGUACAUGAAAAUUACCCACAUGCAAAGACAAAUUAAAUAUGUGUGUAAUCUGUUUAUAAAUUUCAUUAAGGGAUCAAUGUAAACUUUAAUAAUCUAUAAGGCAAAAUAAAAUAUAGCUUGAAUCAUG
Molecule: messenger RNA, 1297 nt
Organism: Varanus komodoensis (Komodo dragon)
Lineage: Eukaryota; Metazoa; Chordata; Lepidosauria; Squamata; Varanidae
Gene: APELA
Product: apelin receptor early endogenous ligand
Exons: 3
Coding region: 33-197 (54 amino acids)
Biological process (GO): heart development; apelin receptor signaling pathway
Molecular function (GO): apelin receptor binding
Source: RefSeq, a predicted model, not a curated record